AUGAUGAAUUUGUCACUGUUGGCCUUUAUGAUGCCUCUCUUCCCAUGAAAGAUCGUUUGGCAGUAAAUAUGGCUUCAAUAUUAUGGGCAAAUAAUGUAACAAAGGUGAGGUUAAAAUGUGAAAUUUAAAAUUAAAAUUAAGUUUAUUCUUUGAGGUGGAGAUGAUGAAUCUUAUAUUUGUAUAUAUACAGUAAUAUGUGCAAAAGUGUGUAAAGUUGAAAUCCCUGUUACAGGUCCCGGAGUCUGUGUGCAGUCAGAGUUGUCCCCCUGGCACUAGGAAAGCUGUGAAGAAAGGAAAACCUAUAUGUUGUUAUGACUGCAUACCAUGCACAGAGGGAGAAAUCAGUAACACUACAGGUAAAAUAUAAAUUAAUAAAAAUUAUAUUUAAAAAAGUAAAUAUAACUUUAACUAAGCAAAGCUAUCUAUAUGUUUAAUGUAAUAAUUUUAGAAGUUUGCUGAAUCUAUCUAAUAUUUAUUUAUGGUAAAUUUUUUUUUUUUAAAUAUUAUUAUUAUUUUUUAUUAUUAUUAUUAUUAUUAUUAUUUUAUUUAUCACACCUAAUAUAGAUUCUAUAACAUGUCUGCGGUGCCAUCAAGACUUCUGGUCAAAUCUGCAAAAGGAUGGAUGUGUUGAAAAGGAGACAGAAUUUUUGUCUUUUGAGGAGAUCAUGGGAAUCUUACUUACAACAAUUUCUAUUGCUGGUGCAUUUAUAACAAUGAUAAUUGCGUUCAUAUUCUUCAGAUAUAAAAAUACCCCAAUUGUGAAAGCCAACAACUCAGAAUUGAGCUUCCUGCUCCUGUUUGCACUGAUGCUGUGUUUUCUCUGUUCACUUACUUUCAUUGGUCGGCCCACUGAGUGGUCCUGUAUGUUGCGUCACACAGCAUUUGGGAUCACUUUUGUCCUCUGUAUCUCCUGUGUUCUGGGUAAAACAAUAGUGGUGCUAAUGGCUUUCAGGGCUACACUUCCAGGAAGUAAUAUCAUGAAAUGGUUUGGGCCUCCUCAACAGAGGCUCAGUGUUCUUGGUUUCACACUCAUACAAGUACUUAUUUGUGUGCUUUGGUUAACAAUAUCUCCACCCUUUCCUUUUAAAAAUCUAAAUUAUUUCAAGGAAAAGAUAAUUUUAGAGUGUGAUGUAGGUUCAUCUAUAGGUUUCUGGGCUGUUCUAGGUUAUAUAGGAUUUCUUGCGCUUUUGUGUUUCAUUUUGGCUUUUUUGGCCCGCAAAUUGCCUGAUAAGUUCAAUGAAGCCAAAUUCAUCACAUUCAGUAUGCUCAUAUUCUGUGCUGUAUGGAUUGCUUUUAUUCCAGCUUAUGUAAGCUCCCCUGGAAAAUUUACUGUGGCAGUAGAGAUAUUUGCUAUUUUAGCUUCAAGUUUUGCUUUACUGUUCUGCAUUUUUCUACCAAAAUGCUAUCUGAUUUUAUUCAAACCAGAGAAGAAUUCCAAAAAGCAUAUGAUGGGCAAAAUGGAAUCAAACUGA
Molecule: messenger RNA, 1472 nt
Organism: Ctenopharyngodon idella (grass carp)
Lineage: Eukaryota; Metazoa; Chordata; Actinopteri; Cypriniformes; Xenocyprididae
Product: extracellular calcium-sensing receptor-like
Exons: 1
Coding region: 666-1472 (268 amino acids)
Biological process (GO): G protein-coupled receptor signaling pathway
Cellular component (GO): membrane
Molecular function (GO): G protein-coupled receptor activity
Source: RefSeq, a predicted model, not a curated record